Molecule: messenger RNA, 867 nt
Organism: Scleropages formosus (Asian bonytongue)
Lineage: Eukaryota; Metazoa; Chordata; Actinopteri; Osteoglossiformes; Osteoglossidae
Gene: hce2l2
Product: high choriolytic enzyme 2-like 2
Exons: 9
Coding region: 1-834 (277 amino acids)
Biological process (GO): proteolysis
Molecular function (GO): metalloendopeptidase activity; zinc ion binding
Source: RefSeq, a predicted model, not a curated record
AUGGACCCCACUGUGACCUUCGUCCUCCUUUGCGUGGCAGCCCACACCUGGGCCAUACCCAUCCUGAGUCAUCCCGGGAUGAAUGAAACGAGAAAGAGGUUUGAACGGGAACUGUCAGAAGAAUACUUGUUUCAAAAUGAGAUGACUGCAAUGGACAAAAUCAUGAUGGCAAAUGAGUUCAGAGUGGAGGGUGACGGCUUUAGGGAAGGCGACAUUGCAGUGUCCAAGUCUGGUUCAAGAAGCUGCUUUGCACGGAGCUGCUUGUGGCCCAAAUCUGUGGAUGGUCAUGUGUACAUUGCAUACAUGCUGUCACCAGAGUACACUGACUUGGACCGCAUGACAAUCCAGGAUGGAAUGGAGUCCAUUGAGAAUGGCACUUGCAUACGCUUUGUGCCCUGGACCCACCAGGUAGACUACCUGGACAUCCAGCCCAAGUCUGGGUGUUGGUCUUACCUUGGGGUGCACGGUGGGGCUCAGACCCUGUCCUUGCAAGCCCCCGAUUGCAUCACAUCUGGGGUCACAGCUCACGAGCUCAUGCAUGCCCUGGGAUUUGUGCAUGAGCACUCCCGGGCAGACCGUGACAAAUACAUCACAAUCCAGUGGGCCAACAUCUGGAAAGAGCAUGUGAAGAACUUUGAGAAGUACAGAACAAGCAACCUGGACACUCCUUAUGACUAUGGGUCCAUCAUGCACUUUGGAAAGUAUGCCUACUCUGAGGAUGGCGACCCUACCAUCCUCCCAAAGAAAAACCCCAAUGCCCAGCUGGGUCAAAGGUUCGGCCCCAGCGAAUUGGACAAAUUCAAAAUCAACAAACUCUACAAAUGCGGAGUGUGAACAAGGGACUAGAUGCCAACUAGGCACACAGCG